Molecule: messenger RNA, 1630 nt
Organism: Prorocentrum cordatum
Lineage: Eukaryota; Dinophyceae; Prorocentrales; Prorocentraceae
Source: the annotation of a GenBank genome assembly
GGAAUAGCGAGUCUGAGGGCAGAUGCGAGGUAGGCAGCUGAGCCUGCAUCACAAGCAGGCGUCAGAGGGAACAAGCAAGAACCCAUAAUGUUUGGAAAAAGACGCGAGCCUGUCAGCUGGCUGGGCAAGGUCUGCUAGGCUGCAUAAAAGGGAAACGCUAAAACAGAGGAUCCUACACAGCGCGUGCGAGGCAAACAAACUGAUCGCCUUGGCUGCCGACAGCGUUGCAAAGUGGUCUCCAGAAAGUGAUCAAAGAGCCUGCCACAACUGUGCAAGUGCAAACGCCGAGAAAUGUUGCUCCUGGUACAUUGUGGCAAUGUCCAAGAACACCACUUCAGACGCCACGCAAGAUAGCAAUAUGCAAUCAGGCGGUAAGGGCAAGUACAAGAUGCGAGCGUGCGUGGCGUUUGAUCGAAGCGACGGUCCAGGGAUGACUUACCCAGGCCAUACCUCACACGGUGAUGAGCUGUGGCAAGGCAAGCGUACCUAUGAACACCUACUUGCAUUGACGCGGCCUGGACAGCCUAAGAGUUACAGCGCAGGCCAAUAGAAACAAACACACACACACACAGACAGACUGGUGAGCACACAUCGUCCGAACAUGACCAGCAGUGCCCUCCGCUUCAGCGGUGAGCGGACGGACGAUGCGCCUCUUGAACAGCAGCUCGGGAGCCCGUGCCGUGUUGCCGCACCCGCGGAGCACAAGGAGCACGUGCCACGCGGGAGGCUCAGCACGUGCCCGUCGCCCGCCGGCGCCGCAAUGCCGACGCGGGCGCGGGCGCACGGAGGAGGGACGAGCCGGGCCAGGAGGGGCGCGGGCGCACACGUCAGGGUCGCGUCGUGCCGGAGUCGGCGUUCGUCUCUUGACGCCGCGGGGAUCGCUCCAACAUGGGGCACUUCCGCUAGACCUCCCCUGUACUGCCAUGCAUACCUCGCCCACACUCGGGCAGCAAGGCAGAGGAACAGAGGAGGGCGCCAGAGGGGAGAGGAUAGGGGAAGACACCAGAGAGCAGACUUAUCAAGCAUCUGGGCCUCACCUGGAGGGAGAGAAAAAAGCAGACUUACCCAGCAUCGGGGCCUCACCAGUUGCUUACGGGAGGCCCCCGGGCUCGAGAGAACAGUUCACGCAGCAGGCGGCUGCGAGGGCAGAGGUGCGCCAGCCCCCGCCCCCCUGGCACGCGUCGGCGGGCGGCGGCGGCGGGCGGCUGCUCGCUCAGGUGGCCGCUCGCGAGAGCGAGCGUGGGGAAACCAAAAAGAUACAGGCAGAGGUGAUUGCACAGGACACGCGGCAGGACACCAGACUCUUCCGCCGGCAACGUCCGGCAACGUGGCCUCCAAAACCCCAGGGAACAAGGGUGCCCCUGCCCCGAGACUGCAGAGAGCACGGCGCAAUGCAGGGUCGACCUGCCACUCCGGGCCGGCUGUACUGAUACCGCUACUCUCAGGUCGGGCGUACUCCGCCCGCGCCGCUGCGUGGCGGCAGGCGGCUGGCGGCGCCCGUCUGCCCUCGGUCUAUAUACAGCCGCUGGGCGCCCAUGGCAGCCUGGGCCCGCCCGCCUCGGCGGAAAGCCUGCGCGGCGAGACCCACGAGGCGAGCGGGAAGACGACUGAGGUUGCGGCCCAGGACUCC